CGUGAUGUAUGUGUGAAGGGGAUAUUUAUAUUUAGACUCAUCAGCUUUAGCGCCUUUUAUGAAAGAGAUUUUUUUAUUUUACAAACACCAGUGAUACUAAAAUAAGAUCGUCAUUGUUACGAUUUACAAUAACCUAAGCCGGCGAUAAAGUUUGAUACAGACUUAUUCAUAUGAAUUUAGCUGGUAAAAUGGCUUCAUGGUCGAGUUUGUUUGUUUUUAUUUUAUUAAUUCACGCAGCAGAUGGUUGUCCAAAACAGUAUUAUGGUGUAGACUGUAAGAAUCAGUGUGACGUCAACUGUAAAAAUAGAUUAUGUGAUUCAGCAUCUGGUAUUUGUAAUGAUUGUGUUGAUGGUAAAUAUGGUACCAACUGUCAAUCAACAUGUACAGUUGAUCAGUGUAUAGGUGGUUGUAACAGGAAUACAGGACAUUGUUCUCUCUGUAUUCAAGGUUACUAUGGCCCCAACUGUCAACAGAGCUGUACAGUUACUAACUGUGUAGGUAACUGUAAUAUGAAUACAGGACAGUGUUCCAGCUGUACACGAGGUUACUAUGGUAACAACUGCGAAGACCGAUGCACCGUUAAUAAUUGUAACGAUAACUGUGAUAGGAAUACAGGCCAUUGUUACAGCUGUAUACAAAGUUUCUAUGGUGUCAACUGUGAAAACCGAUGCACAGUUACUAAUUGUAACGAUAACUGUGAUAGGAAUACAGGUCAUUGUUACAGCUGUAUACGGGGUUACUAUGGUCUCAACUGUGAAGAGCAAUGUACAGUAACUAAAUGUAAUGAUAACUGUGAUAGGAAUACAGGUCAUUGUUACAGCUGUAAACGGGGUUACCAUGGUACCAACUGUGAAGAGCAAUGCACAGUUACUAACUGUAACGAUAACUGUGAUAGGAAUACAGGUCAUUGUUAUAGCUGUAUACGGGGUUACUAUGGUUCCAACUGUCAACAGAGCUGUACAGUUACUAACUGUUACGAUAACUGUGAUAGGAAUACAGGUCAUUGUUACAGUUGUAUACGGGGUUACUAUGGUGCCAAUUGUGAGGAGCAAUGUACAGUUAGUAACUGUAAUGAUAACUGUGAUAGGAAAACAGGCCAUUGUUACAGCUGUAAACGUGGUUAUCAUGGUACCAACUGUGAAGAGAAAUGCACUGUUACUAACUGUAACGGUAACUGUGAUAGGAAAACAGGCCAUUGUUACAGCUGUAUAAAGGGUUACUAUGGCACCAACUGUGAAGAGCAAUGCACAGUUACUAACUGUAAUGAUAACUGUGAUAAGAAUACAAGCCAUUGUUAUAGCUGCAUACGGGGUUACUAUGGCGCCAAUUGUGAAGAGCAAUGCACAGUUACUAACUGUAACGAUAACUGUGAUAGGAAUACAGGUCAUUGUUACAGUUGUAUACGGGGUUACCAUGGUACCAACUGUGAAGAGAAAUGCACAGUUACCAACUGUCACGAUAACUGUGAUAGGAAAACAGGCCAUUGUUAUAGCUGUAUUCAAGGUUACUAUGGUACCAACUGUCAACAGAGCUGUACAGUUACUAACUGUGUCAGUAACUGUAAUAGGACUACGGGACAAUGUUAUAGAUGUAUACAGGGUUACUAUGGUACCAAUUGUCAACAGAGCUGUACAGUUACUAACUGCGUAGGUAACUGUAAUAAGAAUACAGGGCAGUGUUCUAGGUGUACAGAGGGUUACCGUGGUACCAACUGUGAGCAGAUAUGUAUUGAUGGUGACUGUAAUAAAGAUACUGAUUACUAUACUGGUGGAUGUCAAAGUUGCACCGACAGUAGAUGUGACCCAACGUGUGUUCGACGCCCCGACUGGUAUUCUGUGAAAAAGUCGAGGGCGACAAAUCAACAAUACGACAAAAUUGACGAGACAACACGAAACAAUUGACAGUAGGACACGAGAACACGACAAAAUGAAUGUGACGACAGCCCGGUUAUUUUCUCGUUAUUUGUUUGCUUUUGCUUUUCUUUUUUUUUUGGGGGGGGGGGGGGGUGCGGGGUAUAAUUUCAUAAAUAAUAGGUCGAUCAAAUAUCAAAGAUCUUAAAAAAGAUUGUUUUUUAGGAAUAAUAAUCAGGCCUCGGAAAAUUUGGGUUAUACUAUCUAUAUCCCUUAAUUUUUUUUAAUCAAAAAGGAAUCGACAGAUUGGGGAAUUUUUACUUUCAAAAUUACUUAUAAUUAAUAGAUCAAUGCACGAAGAUUUAUUUAUAAAAGACUAGAGGGGUGGGUGGCUGAUUGGAUAACGCGUGCGUGUUGGAUCAGAAGGUCUGUCAUUGAGUUAAGCGGCGUGGUUUCGAUUCCCCGCUUGUACGUGGCAAGGGGCGGGGGGAGUCGCCUGUCCAGACUCGUGGGUUUUCUCCGGGUCCUCCGAUUUGUUCCUACUGCUAAAGGCCACUAAGCGCAAGCGAAUUAGUG
Molecule: messenger RNA, 2426 nt
Organism: Patella vulgata (common limpet)
Lineage: Eukaryota; Metazoa; Mollusca; Gastropoda; Patellidae
Product: cell death abnormality protein 1
Exons: 2
Coding region: 171-1901 (576 amino acids)
Molecular function (GO): scavenger receptor activity
Source: RefSeq, a predicted model, not a curated record